Molecule: messenger RNA, 2276 nt
Organism: Folsomia candida
Lineage: Eukaryota; Metazoa; Arthropoda; Collembola; Entomobryomorpha; Isotomidae
Product: E3 ubiquitin-protein ligase MARCHF5
Exons: 12
Coding region: 614-1837 (407 amino acids)
Molecular function (GO): zinc ion binding
Source: RefSeq, a predicted model, not a curated record
CCUGAAAACAUCAAAUUUGUUAAUUAAUGUUAAGUUUGUAUGUACUUUGUGGGGUGGCCAGACUAGUAAUUAACCAUUAAUUAAUAGAGACGGCGAGACCUGGGGCAAAUUAAAUUAGCAAAUUAAAGGCUAAUUGCCGACCUAAUUGUCAAGCUUCCAAGUCAAUAAAAAUAUUUUGUGACAAUUGAACGAAUUUCUCACGUCGCCCCUCCCACGGCGUAGUCCAAAAAAGUCAAUCUUCGUCAUCACUCAACUCGCCAUAUAAAAUUGCCAGAUUUUUUUCUUGAAAGUUUAUUUUUGAAAAAAUACAGUUUUAUCAAAAUAACUGUUAAUUAAAAUUUUUAUAUGAUACUGAAAUGAACUUGUUAUUCUUGUGUUUCUGCAUUUAUUUCGUUUGAAAGACUGAUUUAUUGUUCAGUGUUGUUCUGUUUACACUGUUAAAUUAUUAAAGUAAAAGGAAGGAGUGAAGGCUGAAAUUUCAAAUUAAAAAAGUAGGACGUAGACAAUUUGGCAUUAACAACUUGUUAAUAACAAGUGCCAUUGUUAGACUUUAACCUUGUGGAUUUCGUAGCAGCCUAUUAUUAGCAGAAGUAAGGAAGCAAUCAGAUUGACGAUGGAACCCAGUAAUAAUAAUCCCCCUUGCGCGUCCCACUCUACUUCAAACCAUAAUGGAAACCGCAGUGAUAAUGGCGACAGUUUGCUGCGCAAUGAAGCAGGACCCAUCUACACGUCGUCAUCAUCUAUCUCACAAGCAGCGAUUAACCGUAUCAUAGAAGACGUAACAGGUCAAAAUGGACAAGUUUCUAUCGUCUCCGAGUCCGAAAUCCCUCACAUAAUAUUGCCAGACGUUCGUUUGAAUGGGGGUCCGGCUGGUCUCCCGAUUCCUGCUGGGGGCGGUGAUAACCAAGAAGUUGCUCCGAGAGAUUCGCCUCCUAUUGUGCUUGUAGAUCCUAACGAAGACAGUAAACGAUACUGUUGGGUCUGUUUUGCAACGGACGAAGAUGAUGAAACUGCUCAGUGGGUUAAACCAUGUAGAUGUCGAGGGACAACGAAAUGGGUGCACCAAGCCUGUAUCCAGAGAUGGAUUGAUGAAAAACAAAAGGGAAAUACCGCAGCAAAAGUUUUAUGUCCUCAGUGUAACACGGAAUAUUUCAUUUUUUAUCCCCCACAAGGAUCACUUGUGGUAAUUAUGGACUCUUGCGACGCCCUUAUCUCCCGUGUUUGCCCAUUUGUUGCUGCUGGUAUUGUAGUUGGUUCUAUUUACUGGACGGCUGUAACGUACGGGGCAAUAACGUGCAUGCAAAUUAUGGGUCAUAAAGAAGGUCUGACCGUAAUGGAAAUGGCCGAUCCGCUCCUUCUCCUGUUUGGACUACCUUGUAUUCCUGUGAUUCUGAUCUUGGGCAAAAUGAUUCGUUGGGAGGAUUCUGUCUUGCGAUUUAUUCGGAAACAUUCUAGAAAGAUACCUAUUUUUCGACACAUUUUGCCAUCCAUACAUCCCCCCACAUCUAUUGAAAGGCUAAGUCAAGAAUUGCCUCCUCUCUCCGACCCAGUCUCAGCAACGAGAAUUUUGUGUGGUGCUUUACUCCUUCCUACUUUUGCUUCAGUGUUUGGAAAAGUCCUAUUCGAAAAUGUUAAAUCAAAUUUUCGACGAGCUUUAUUGGGUGGCGUCGCUUUCGUCGCAUUUAAAGGCAUUUUGAGAAUAUACCACAAGCAACAACAACACGUCCGCCAGUCGAAACGAAAAAUUAAGGAUUUCAAUGAAGAACGCAUUCGUGAAAGUGAACAAAAUCGAAACGCCACAAAUACUCCUGGUUCCUCUCCAAGACCUAGAUAUUAAUCAGGAGGGAAACUAAUACACCUUGUAACGAAUAUAAUACAUAAUAGUUUAGAAUCAUUAUUGAUUUUUCACUACCAGUAUAAAUUAACAUAUUCAUCAGUUUUUAUGGUUCAUUGUGUUACAAUGAAAAUUUGAAUUAGGUCAGGUCUCUUCUUACACCUCAUCUACCAUUUGCUUAGAUGUACAGUAAAACAUAACGCACUCUUGUAAAAAAAAAAUGAAAAAUCUGGAUUAUGUCUAUAGACUGAGCGUGAACUUGAAGUCUACAACUUGAUUACAUAAAUGCUGUGUAGAGAAUUCUUCUAUAGUUAUUUAUUGUUAAUGCGAUAUGUAUCAUAUCACAGAUCCGGUUUACCAAUUAAAGGACUAGACAAUAUACUUGUAGCCUAUUUAUUGGUUCUUAAUGAUUAAAAAUGUCUAAUGCCUUGAUAUUGAUUAA